Molecule: messenger RNA, 603 nt
Organism: Plasmopara halstedii
Lineage: Eukaryota; Oomycota; Peronosporomycetes; Peronosporales; Peronosporaceae
Exons: 1
Coding region: 1-603 (200 amino acids)
Source: RefSeq, a predicted model, not a curated record
AUGCGGUUCUUAGGACAAGCAAUCGUUGUCAUGGAGGUCGGAUGGGAACAUAACAGAAAAUCUACUGCCCCAUUGGCAAAGUGGAAAUUUCCAGUGGAUGAAUCGAUAAUGGGGCUGCAUCGCUUUGUGCAGGGGAUCGUUGAGCUUGAGAUCACGCCGGUUAGGUCUCAAAUGCCGUGCAGGUCAGGCCAAUUUCUCAUGGUACCGCCCGUUUCUACAAGAGGAAGACGGUCGCUGUCGUUUUGGUCCAAACAAGGGCCAAUCAAAGGGUUUGUAGCUUCUCCGGCACUGCGGACGCCAAAGAAGCCGGCGAGCUCUUCACCUUUAAAAAAAAAGAUGGUGAUUCGAUGGGGCAUGCUGUCGGAUACGACAUUUUUCUUGUUUGACAAUACAACGGCUAGGCUACUUGUUAGUCUGGAUUUAGUAACUUUGCAGUUGAUUAAGUCCGGCGUGCAGCUUGAUGGCAAUCAAAGUCAGCAGUUUCCAGUGAAGUUGUAUGCCAAUGGUACAAUGUACGUGUUGUAUGUGUCAAGUUACUCGCAACAGCAAUCGUGGGAGUAUAGAAUCAAUUUGUACCGCCGAGAACUACUGCAACUCAAAUGA